AUGCAAACAAUUGUCACACUUGGAAAUGCUCUGAACCAAGGAACAACAAAAGGCGCUACUGUUUGGUUCAGAUUGGAUAGCCUUCUGCUGUUGGGUUCAAAUUGGGUGCUUGUUGACAAACUACCUGAACUCCUUGAUUUCUCCAAGGAUCUUGACAGUUUGGAACCUGCAUCAAGGGUGGUACAAUUAAAAUAUUUGGCAGAGGAAAUGCAAGCUAUUAGCAAAGGACUUGAAAAAGUUGUCCAGGAAUUGUCAAUGGCUGAAAACGAUGGACUUGUCUCUGAAAAAUUUCUCAAAUUAAGAUUGAGGAUCAUAAUCAAACAAAAGCCUUGUGUUGGUGUAGGGCCUUUAUGUAAUGCACAACAGGUAAAGUUGAUGGAAGAAAGGAAUAUGAAGCCACUUGAUUUAAAUCUUGCAGCAUUAUCAGCAAGAUGCAGUAAAGACUUGGAGUUGAAUUUGGCUAAGUCAUUAUUGAGUGAGAUGGGCCAAUGUACAAUUGCAUAUCCAUAUAAUCAGCUGUUUGGAACAUUAGUUUUAAAGAAUCAUGAAAGGCAAGAUGCAACUUUACUUAGUUGGAACUUGAUGUACAUAGUAGAUUAG
Molecule: messenger RNA, 600 nt
Organism: Lactuca saligna
Lineage: Eukaryota; Viridiplantae; Streptophyta; Magnoliopsida; Asterales; Asteraceae
Source: the annotation of a GenBank genome assembly